Drosophila santomea is the source of this 3684-nucleotide messenger RNA. Its product is annotated as dynein-1-beta heavy chain, flagellar inner arm I1 complex. NCBI's taxonomy places the organism in Eukaryota, Metazoa, Arthropoda, Insecta, Diptera, Drosophilidae. The coding region runs from base 1 to 3684 and encodes 1227 amino acids. The transcript is spliced from 6 exons. The record is from RefSeq and is a predicted model, not a curated record.
AUGGCUUCCUCAAGCGCUGUAGAAGAUGAGCAUCUUACGGAUUCCGAUUUCACGGACGAUGAGGAGCGCAGCGUGGAACCGCGUCAGGAGGAGCUGCGUCCGGAAACCCCGAAGCCAUCCUAUAGCGACGAGGAACUGAACCAACUGGUGGGCUACGUUCAGCGGAUGAGUGUGUUGAGCUGCCUGGAUCACAGGGACUGGAAGGAGGGAACACUGGACAUCAUCCGCGGCUGGCUCCUGGAGGUGCACGAGCCCCUGCUGACCAUUUACUACGACAGGGAUGUCCUAUCCGCCUGCUUGGGCUUGCCUGCCACAUGUGUCUCGGAUCUCAGCUACUUUCGCCGGGAACCGAAUGAGAUCUUCAGCGUGGAGGGAUUUCACGAUGAGAUCAACUUGGGCACCUUGACAAGCGAUGUGGAUGGCUGCCUGAUGGAGCUACUGGAUCGCUUGUACGUCCCCUUCUUCCGGAACUAUCUCGAAUGGAACGCCACGGUGCGAAAUCGUUUCUGUUCCAGCAUGGACAGAUUCCUGGCAUUCCUCACCGGAAUGCACCAUCAAAUCUCUGGUGUCGCCGUCAUGUACGUCCCUUUUGUCAUUAAGGAGCUGUCGGCUGGUCACGUUGAUAGGUAUUUGGUCGGAAGCCUCGAGGGAAUCGCUCUCUACUGGACCACACAGAUUCGCACUUUGCUGGCGGACGACACGUUGACGGUUCCACAUGACCUGGCCACCGUGCAGGAUGAGUUUGAGUUCUGGGAAUAUCGCUAUGAAGUCCUUCAAGGGAUCAACGAUCAGUUGGCUCAAUCGGAUGUGCAGAAGGUGCUAUUGCUCUUGCACAACGCCCAUUCCGUGCACAUGCCACAAAUGGAUGGACUUAUAGUCAGGGCCAAGGAGGAGCUUCUUAGGUCCCUGUCGAACAUUAAGUUCCUUCAUCUGCUCAUUGAGCCGUGCUCCAAAAUUGAUGCGGCUGCAAGUCCGGCGGAUUUGACGAAACUUUUACCGCGCAUUAUCCACCUUAUACGUUUUAUUUGGCUGAACUCGGAAUACUACAAUACAGCUAGGCUCAUUGCUGCAUUGUUCCGGAAUUUGAGCAAUCAGAUCAUAAGAUUCUGCACAGAGCAAACCAAAGUAGAGGAAAUCCUAUCGGGCAAACCGCGUUUCGGCAUUAGGAUUUGCACCGUGGCCAUCGAGUGUUGCCUCACCUACAGAGGAAUCUACGAUACCAUUUCCAUGGAGCUUGCCCAGGAACAGACCCAAAUGCCCUGGGAGCUGGAUGUGGGACUUAUUUUCAACCACAUCGAUGCCUUUGUGGAACGGCUCAAUGAUGUGAUUGACAUAUGCGAAUCCAUGAUUGUAUUUGGACGACUAGAUGAGAACGGGAGCAUACCCAAACCCGUUUUUGGCGGCACCUGUGGCGAGGAGCUGGAGAAGAUUGCGGAAAGCGUGGAGAAGCAGUUUCUGGACACCUUGCACAAGCUACAACGCGACUCCCAGGCAUACAUCCUGAAUGUCCAUCGUUCGGAUUGGUACGAGGAUGUAGCUACUUUUCGCCGGGACAUGCAGAAACUGGAGGAAACGGUCCAGAGGCUGAUAUUCAAUGUGUUCCAGCAAGUGUCCAAUAUAGAGGAAACGUUGGAGGCUCUGCAAGCCAUGCUAUUCUAUUCGUAUCGCCAGAGAGGAACACUGAGAAAAACAUACCUUAAGGAAACGAGCAGACUGUGGAGGAUGUUCUCCAAGGAAAUGGAUGCAACGUCGAGAAAACUGCUGGAGGAGCAAAGCCAAGAGUCUUGGCUAUCAAAACACGUGUCCAUUGCUCUCAGCUACCGCAUUAAUCUGGAACGCCUGACUUGGCUAAGAGAUCGGUUGAAGAACUCCGAAUGGCUGCCGGCUGUAAAGGAAUCAUCUCCAGCUUUGGCUAAAUUUGACGCACUGCGUCACGAAUUCCAAAAGGAAAUUCGACUGGCCUACGAAGACUGGGUGGCCAAGUGUUGCGGCUUUUCGGGAGAUCUUUGCCAGCGCUUGGAUCGCUAUCUAGUGGUACGAAGUAAGAAAUUCAAGGGACUUUUGGAGUGCAAUAUUGAUGCCUCCGUUCUGGAGCUGUGUGAGCAGGCGCAGCACUUUGAACGAAUGGGCUUUGCCAUUCCCAAUACAAUGAAAAAACUUUACGAAAGAUACGAUGUCAUAAGAUCCUUAUAUAAUGGUAUAAUCAAACUGGCUUUAAGUCACAAUCGCAUCUUGGCUGUUCUGAGCGACAGGGAACGGAAACUCUUUCGUCCCCUGAUUCAAGCGUGUGAUCGUCAACUUGCUCCUGGGGUAUUCAAGAUAACCUAUGGCUCCGAGUUCAAUGAGGAGUUCUUCGAAGACGGCACAGAGUUCAUCGCGGAGUUCCAGGAGUUGGUUCUCAUAUUCAAGCGUGCUAAUCGCGGCGUGGCCAGGAUUUGUGAGAAAAUCUGCGGCACUUUUCUGCUGCACUUUGCAUUUUCCGGCUCAGUGGAUAUAUCUGUGUUCCAGCAGCAGUUGUCCAGCAGGCUGAGCUCCUCCGGCGACAUCUUGAGGAGCUACUACGGCAAUGUGGUGGAGCUGCUGUCAGCCUUUAGUCGGCAGUUUCAAUCGGUGGAUGAUGAGAUGUCUGCUGAGUGGAUUGCUUAUGUGAAUGAUAUGGAUGACAUGCUAGCCAGUUCCUUAAUGACCAGUGCUCGUGGAUCCCUAACCAAGCUCUAUGAGGCGCUACAUUGCGACGAGGACAUGGCAUCCGCUCCCAUUAUAGUCGUCGAAUCGGAUGUGAAAGAUGGUCGUAUUGUCUUUACUCCCGACAUGGAUGCCAUUGGAGAGAUGAUCAAUGGGAUCGUGGAUAGCAUACGCAGCAUGUUGGACCAGUUUCCACGACUGGGCUAUAAACUAAAGCUGCCCAAGAAGCAGCAGCGCCAGGGAUUUGCCAGCGUUUUCCGGGAGGAUCAGGAGUGCUCCGAAUUGAUGAGAAGCAUUCAAGCGGAGAUCGCCAUUCAGCGAGAGGAGCUAGCCAAGUACGAAUCGGUGUGGAACAAGAAUCGCAUCCUUUGGGAAAUGACGGAGGACGAAUUCCGGCAGCGCCUGAUGUCCAAAUCUCGGACGGCUGGUGUCUUUGAAGGUGGCAUCGAACACUACAGUGCCCUGGCGGAUGACGUCAUCUUCGAGGAUGCCAUCACUAACGUGUACUUCAUUCUGAUCAAUCAGAAUGCAUUGAAGACCACCAUCCUGGAUUGGAUCGAAAAGUGGCAGGCUCUCAAUAUUAAAAUGCUGCUGGAUCAUGGCAGCAAUUUGAUGAGAGCCGUCUACCGAUAUAUGCGUCACAAUGAGCGAAAUGUGAUGAAGGUGCCGCGAACCAUUCGAGAAACGGUGGCUGCCAAACAGCUCUUUGAAAAACUGCUGAAGGAUGUGCCCGUGAAGCAAUCCGCAUUUACUCCGAUGCUGGAACUCUUUGUGCUCCUGCACAAGUACCGGGUGCAGCUCAGCGAGAAAACAUUUGAGCAGGUGAUGGGUUUGGAGACCGCUUGGCUGCACUACCUCCAAGUGCUGGUGGAAGCGGAUGAGAUGCUGGACAAUGAGGAGAGUGAGGCCAAGUUGCUGCUGGCCAAACACGGUGAAAAGUUCAAGUUGAUAUUGAAGGAGUUUCUGGAGGAUUUCUACUCCAAACUACCCAAGAAAUAA